Messenger RNA from Anarrhichthys ocellatus (wolf-eel), 7172 nucleotides. RefSeq names its product striatin, calmodulin binding protein (gene strn). The coding region runs from base 1104 to 3203 and encodes 699 amino acids. The record is from RefSeq and is a predicted model, not a curated record. The transcript has 18 exons. Gene Ontology annotation, molecular function: armadillo repeat domain binding; protein-containing complex binding; protein phosphatase 2A binding. Lineage: Eukaryota; Metazoa; Chordata; Actinopteri; Perciformes; Anarhichadidae. Gene Ontology annotation, cellular component: dendrite.
GAGAAUGCUAGUUUUAAGACACUUCAGCAUUGGUUUCACUCGGUAGAACUGGAGGUUGCCGUCUGGUUCCACUCAUAUUUAAGUGCUGUGACUCACCAGCCAUUUACUGCAAAAUCUGACAUUCCUCAAAACUGACUUUGUUCAGACUCCACUGGACCCGUCUGGCGUUGACGCAUUCAGUGCAAUGAGCCUGCAGGUUAUCACAGAGUGCGUAGGAGUGUUUGUCUUUUCUGCACUGAAGACCAAAAUGUUGCUCCGCUGCGUGUUCACGCUCAGUGCGCUCUUCUAAAACGAGCGCUCCCUCUGUUAUAUUACAUAAGUAAGAGUCAUCAGCCGACCUGCGGUGCGAUAACAUCCAUAAGGGGAGUCACUUCCUGUGAUGAUGAGCUGUUGAGAGGUGGCUCUGUGUGGCGUUUGUGCACCGUUAACCGGUACUACAACCUCCCGGCCAAUCACACCGCAGUGUCCUCUGUGUCUCCUGGCUGUUUGAGGGCUUUUGUACUGAAAGGAAAAUGGAGUUUUGCUUCACAGAGCAGAGACUUGUGCCAAAACCUCCACUCUGCAGCAUCGUUUGAUUUUUAAUUUUCCUUCCCAUUGAGCCGAUCAGAGCUGCGAUGGAGCCGGAGCUGUAAAAAACAAUUUCGGCGGUAAAUCCUGAAUGUUGACUGAAUGUGCUGCUGCAGACGGACUGCGUGUCGUCAUCAAGUGUCUGAAGCUGAGACCGAGAGAGAGUGCCGCUUCCUCUGAGGUCAUCCUCUGCAGGAGGAGGAGGAAGAGGAAACCGGGGAAGCUGGCACACAAGAUGGGAACGAUUACUCCGAGUUUAUAAUCCAAAAAACCCUGCAGAAAAGGUUGAGUGUGAAGAAAGUUUGCUGAGGAGACUCUGUGGUUUAAUCGUCACGACUUGAUCAGACAGUGUGAGACCUUCAACCUUCAUCACCUCUCACCUGUUGUUCCUGUAAUUUAAAUCAUAGUUGACAUCAUUUCAACCAAUCCGGAAUUUUUAAAGCUGAUUUCGAUAUUGAAAAGCUCAGAUCGCCUUCCUGCAGGGGGAGAGGAGAGGUCAGGAGAACCUGAAGAAAGACCUGGUGAGACGGAUCAAGAUGCUGGAGUACGCCCUCAAACAGGAGAGGGCCAAAUACCAUAAGACAAAAUAUGGGACAGAACUGAACCAGGGAGAGAUCAUACCUCCAAGUUAUGAUUCAGAUGAGGGGAAUGACAGUGAGGCUCCCAGUCCUCCAAACAGCAGCCAUCAGCUCAGCUGGAAACAAGGACGCCAGCUGCUCAGACAAUACCUGCAGGAGGUCGGAUACACAGACACCAUCCUGGAUGUGAAGUCUCAGAGAGUGAGAGCGCUGCUCGGUCUGACCGGAGACUCAGGGGAGAAACCUUCAGAGAGGAACGCCGAGCCGAUGGUCAACGGCACCGAACCGUCCUCCCUGAAGGACGGCGGCAUGCUCAGUAAACCCGACAUGUCGGACUCGGCCACCGUGUUGGAGGCCUUUAAGUUCAUAGAGAGCGCUGCAGCAGAAUUCAGCGACGAGGAUGAGGAGGAGGACAGCGAAGGAAGGGACAAGACCAUCUUAGACCUGGCUACAAUGGUGAGGAAGAAACAGUCGUCCACUCCUUCCUCCACGACCUCGGACCUCAGCGACGACCCCGACACGGAGGAGGCUCUGAAGGGUUUCGAUUUCUUGGCGAGUCCAGACGAGCUGGACGGGUCACCGGAGUCCAGGAGUGGGGAGGACAGCGGAGAGUGGGAGAAGGAAGAGUCUCCUCUGGGUGAAGUGGCCUGGGACGUGGACCAGGAACUGAUAGCCCAGCUCAAGGAGCGGUACAGGAAGGAGCGCAAGGGCAAGAAGGGGGUAAAGAGACCAAACCGGUCUCGGCUCCAGGACAUGCUGGCUAACCUGCGGGAUAAUGAGGAGCCCUCCAUGCAGACGCCAGUAACGCCCCCCUCCCGCCCCAGUGUACCCAGACUCAAUGAGCAAGAAGUGGGGCGCCCUGAAGACGAGGCGAUGACAUUCCUGCCGUCGUCUGGGAAGUCGUUCAUAAUGGGCAGAGUGGACGAGGCGGUUUCUAACGAGCUGGGACUGGGAGAACUGGCCGGACUGACGGUCGCCAACGAGGCCGACAGCCUGGCGUAUGACGCUACAAACCACCAUCAUCACGUGGAUUCUGCCCCUCAGAUCACCAACAACACAGACACUCUGAGGAAAACCUGGAACCCAAAGUUCACCCUGCGGAGCCACUUUGAUUCGGUCCGGAGUCUGGCCUUCCACCCGGUGGAGCCCGUCCUGGUCACCGCCUCCGAGGAUCACACCCUCAAACUGUGGAACCUCCAGAAGACGGCGCCCGCCAAGAAAUGUGCUGCUUUAGACGUGGAGCCCAUCUAUACAUUCAGAGCUCACAGCGGUGCUGUGCUGUGCGUCACCAUGAGCUCGAGUGGUGAGCAGUGCUUCAGCGGGGGGGUGGACGGUACCGUCCAGAGCUGGAACACCCCCAACCCCAACAUUGACCCCUACGACUCGUAUGAGCCCUCCGUCCUGCGGGGGGCGCUGUGUGGUCACACAGACUCGGUGUGGGGUGUGGUCUACAGCUCGGCCCACCAGCGCCUCCUCUCCUGCUCGGCUGAUGGGACGGUCCGGCUGUGGAACGCCGCCGACACCUCGCCGUCUCUCGCUGUUUUCAACGAGAGAGGAGAGCUCGGCGUGCCGACGUCGGUGGACCUGGUGAGCAGCGAGUCGGCUCACAUGGUGACGUCCUUCACCACCGGCCACAUCGGACUCUUCAACAUGGAGACGCAGCAGCUCGUCCUGAAGCUGGAGUCUGCCGGACCGCCAGAAGCUCCGUGCAAGAUCAAUAAAGUGCUGAGUCACCCCACGCUGCCAAUCACCAUCACAGCUCAGGAGGACCGGCACAUCCAGUUCUUCGAUAAUAACACAGGUAAACUGAUCCACUCGAUGGUUGCUCACCUGGACUCGGUCACGUGUCUCGCUGUGGAUCCAAACGGACUUUACCUCAUGUCUGGAAGUCACGACUGCUCGAUCCGUCUGUGGAACAUGGAGAGCAAGACGUGCAUCCAGGAGUUCACCGCUCACCGCAAGAAGUCCGAGGAGUCGAUCCACGACGUGGCGUUCCACCCCACCAAGUGCUACAUCGGCAGCGCCGGGGCCGACGCGCUCGCCAAGGUCUUCGUAUGACCUGAAACAACAGUGGGCGGAGCGGCAACGAGAAGUGAGAGGGUGGAGUUCGUCUCCACCUCCGAGUCUGGAUGAGGAAGCAGAAAACUGAAGGUGACUGUUUACGUGGACUGCUCCUUUAAGAUUUGUCAAAUAUUCACCCCCCCCCUCUUCGGACUUAGGCUGGCCCGGGUCCCGAAACAAACAAACCUCUGGAUGAGACGAUGAAUGAAAACAGGAAGUGGCAAAAAAUAUGAAUAAACAGGAAGUCUCGGUACAUUUUAGUGAAGCUGGAAUUCUUUUUUUCUUUAACAUAAAAACUCCCCGCCAUCACUGACCCCAAACACUGCAGUAACAACAGCCAGCGUGUGCUGAUGUUGCUUCGAAACAUUGUUCAUGAUUAACGUGCCUUUUUUCUUCACAACAUGAAUUAUUUUAGGUGUUGAGGAAAAUUUAUUUCGUUCACGAGAAGAUCGACUUUUUUGAAAAGUAACGACCCAAUUUAAAAAAAAAAUACAAUUCUGUCUUCAAAAUGUUUCAUUUUCUAACAAGUGAAGACUAAAUCCCCUCAUUUCGCUCUAGAUGAGAUCCCACUCUGCACAAGAAGUUUUGCUUAAUUUGGUGUAAUUUUAAUUUUCUCCCGUUUAAGUCGUUGCCCGCAGCCUGAGGAAGACGUUGAAUCAGUCUGAUUUUGGAGAUCCUGUAAAGGUCUGGAGGUCUGGUCACUGGUCUGGAAUCAGUGACACUUGUGCUGGGUGGACAGUCACAGUGACAGAGACUCAGCAGGUCAGAUCACAAACAUCGGAAGAGUUUUAUUUCAAAGUGAGAAAGCCUUUCAUCAGAGAAGAUGUGUCCCUCCGUUCAUAUAGUUGGAGCAACAACACUCACAGACAAUUAUCUGGAGUUUAAUUUUCAUGCUUUUAUUUUCUGCACAGUCGGCUGUGGUUCGCCAUAGAAAAAGAGAGAUCGGUGUCGUAGUUGUGAUGGCAAAUCAAUAGAUUUUGGCAGCAGCAAAUGCCUUGAGUUGUGAAUUUAAAGGAGCAGUGUGUAGGAUAUAGAGGCCUCUAGUGGUGAGGUUGCAGAUUGCAAUCAACUGAAUACCCGACCGCUCACCCCACCCGUUCACAAGUGUGUCGGAGAACUACGGUGGCCUUCAGGUAAAAACGCGAAAGGUUCUCUCUAGAGCCGGUGUUUGGUUUGUCCGUUCUGAGCUUCUGUAGAAACAUGGCGCUGAUAGAUAUGAAGAGCUCAUUCUCAGCUGACAAAAACACAAUGAUUCUUAGUAUCAUGUGAUAUAAACACUAAUACAAACAUGUAUUUUAUUCCAUUUCUGUCAAUGGAACCCUUUAAAUCCUACACACUGGCCCUUUAAGAGCAGGAGAGCUGCUGAGGGGCAGAACAUCAGGAAUUGGACGGUUUGUCAAACUUCCUGUCUGAAUAAUUCGACAACACUGUGCUGCCGCUCUUUGGUGUAGCGUUUAAAGUCGACACAGGGUCAUUUGUGUCCUCCACAUUCCCACCCGAGCACCAAACAUGCACAGACACACUGGUUACAUGUAACCCCACACAUCUGCUGUCAUGUGACACUUUGAUGGCUCUAGAUCAAAUCAAGAGCUUCUCUCCGAAGGGAAAUAGGUAGAAAAAACAACAACAAAUGAAUCUGAAUUAACAGAAAUAUUUCAGGUUUUAAUUCUUGGCCAAAUAUUUAGGAUUGAAUCUCUUCUGAUUCGUUAGUUUUGAUCGACGUUGUGGUGGCGAGGCUCCGUUUGAAAACCUGCUGCUUUUUUACUGUGUAUUUAUAGUUGAAGAUUUGUGACAAACUGCAGCGAGAGAGAGAAAAAAAACCUGCAGUGAAGCUUUUCUCAUUUUUCUGUUUUACUUUUGAUCACGUAAAGUAUUUAUUAAUUACUUAAUGACGCCAAAUUUAAAGCCAAAACAUUGAACCGAGACAACGAGACGCUUCCUACUAAACCUGACAGUUGUUGUUGCUAACGCUAAUUAGCUCAUUUUGUUGUGAAAUAACGGUAGUGCAACACUUUUAGUAACAGCUGUUUAGUUCCCAAACUGCACACGAGCUCCCCUCAACGCUUUCUAUGCUGACUGCCUGAAGAUAUUGUACUUUGUGUAAUUAUUAUUAUCAUUAUUAUUAUUACUACAUUAUUUGGAGCGAUUACUAGUUUUUUAAACGACUCUUUGUGUUUGGUGACAGACUUGUAAAGAUACAAGUAGACCUUUUCUUUUUUUAAAGGCGUGUUCUCUGUUUUACUUGAAAAGUGAAGUUUAUUCCUUUGGGGUUCCUGCUGGUGUUGUAAGAAGUACUUAUACAUGACUUUACCUCUUAGCACUACAUAACACUUUGUUUUUGCUUUUUACCAAAUUAUCAUCUCAAAAACGCAGCCGUGUUCGUGGGAUGGAGGGAAACUUUUGGGGAGUUUGUGUUUCUCUUCUUUUUAACGUAAACGGUGUAAAAAGGGUAAACGGAUAUGUGUACAGUUUUUAAGUAUUACAGCAGAUCUAUUUAUGAAUGUGGUGUAAUUUAAGGGACAUUUUAACCGCAAAGUGAGCAAGUCAGCAAAUCAUUCACCGACUUCUAGUUGAGCCGAAAGAUCAACCUUUAUUUAUGCGACACGUAUAAACACGCGGCUUUCCUGUGAAAUGUGUGGAGUCUGGUUGUUUUGGCGCUUCACCUCAUCUCAGUCUGAGCUCAGUGGCAGAAAUGUCCUUUUGGUGUGAACUGUUCCUUUAAAACAGCUGUUUUAAUGUGACGAUACGACACAUUACACUUUGAUUCUGGCACUUUUUGAAAUGUCUGUAUCCAAAGCGUUUGCUUCAAAUCCAGAUGAACACAACUAAAGAAUCUCCCCACAAUAAAAUACACAAGAGAGCGGUGUUUUUCAUGUUUAUCCAGUCCGACAAAUUUGGAAAAGUUCCAUCAACCAAUCAGAGAGACUCACAGGGGCACAUGAUGCACUCUUUGCAAUUACCCAUAACACUCGUCUCUGCUUACAAUAAUAUUUAUGAUAUUUGAACAUGUACAGAGGAACAAAACGGAGAGAAAAAGAUAAAGCUGGCUUCUUGUGGACGUACUAAAGCUUUCAACCAACAGCAAAUGUUCUUUACACUACAUCCAGAACAUUUGUAGACUCGGCUGCAGUCUGGAUCUCUGCAGACCUCAAAAAAACAAAACAACUGGAAUGAUUUGAGAGAGAGUUGAACAUCACUUGAGACGAAAGGGUUUGUGUGGCCCUUUUUAAAGGGCCAUGAGCCAAAAGAAAAGUUUGGGAACCGCUGAUUUAAAGUGACAGGAAACAUUAAGUGGAUGCAGGAAAUAAGCAGAAUCACGUUGGGACUGUGCUGCAAGUGACAAACAGAUUUGUGAUGAUUUUGAAUGGAGUCUGGUUGUUUGUUUGUUAAUCCCGGCGUUGCAGAAACGUGACCGUUAUAACACUCCUGUCUGCAAAUGAAUGAAAGUAAAGCCUAAAUAAAAUAAAGGUGUUUUUUGCUCCAUAUUUUGGUUUAUUUCCGUACUCAAAUAUUCCGACAAGAGCUGAAUCAGAAUAAACCUCAAUAAUACCAGACUCUAUUCACAUCUGUCUACUUUAUUUCACUUUCAGAGCAAUAGAAUCGGCGUGUUUUCCAUUCAUUUAAUCUAAUUUACCAUUUUACACUGACUAUGGUCACCCACACUACAAAAGCAGUAACACUAGUCAGUCGUGAUGUAGGCAGCUGAACUCUUGUCAGAUUUAUAUUUUGUUUUGUUUUCAGAGCUGAACCUUUGGACUGAAUAAAACCUGUUCAGUUUGCCUGUAAAUGAUUGUUGUCCUUCAAUGUGUACAGUGAAACUAUCAAAGAGAGAUUAUAGAUGCUAAUCUGGCUGUACAUAAAGUACAUAAAGUACAUACAGGUGUUGUUUCCAUUGUUGUUGGGUUGUUUUUCAAAAUGGGAGAGUGAUUUAUCAGUAACAACAAUAAAGAAAUACGUUGUAUAUCA